This is a messenger RNA of Sus scrofa (pig), 1156 nucleotides long. The record is from RefSeq and is a predicted model, not a curated record. Lineage: Eukaryota; Metazoa; Chordata; Mammalia; Artiodactyla; Suidae.
AUUGGGGGCGGGGAGAAAGCCGGAGAAUCGCGCACGCGUCUUGCCCACGCGGCGUUUGAACGCGGAGGCUUCCGUAGCGGGAGGGAGAAAGAUGGCGGCGGCGGUACUGGAGCGUUUGGGUGGGUUAUGGAUGCAGAAUCUCAGGGGGAAGCUGGCUUUGAGGCUUCUUUCGUCUCACAGCAUUUUACCCCAGUCGCAUAUCCACACAAGUGCUUCCGUUGAAAUAUCUCGAAAAUGGGAGAAGAAGAAUAAAAUUGUUUAUCCUCCACAGCUGCCCGGAGAACCUCGAAGACCAGCUGAAAUCUACCAUUGUCGAAGACAAAUAAAGUACAGCAAAGACAAGAUGUGGUAUUUAGCAAAACUGAUACGAGGAAUGUCUAUUGACCAGGCUUUGGCUCAGUUGGAAUUCAGUGACAAAAAGGGGGCUCAAAUAAUUAAAGAGGUUCUCUUAGAAGCACAAGAUAUGGCAGUGAGAGACCACAAUGUGGAAUUCAGAUCCAAUUUGUAUGUAGUAUGGCUCUGCAGCUCUUCUUUUUAUGAGAUGAAGUCUUGUUCUGACCUCUUCAAUCUGAGUUCACUUUGUGACUUCUGCAACCAACAGAAUGUGGCAGAAGUGUCCGUUUGCAGGUUUUCAGCCUUUGCCCUGUUUGCUUCCUUUUUCUUUCUUGGAUGUCUGCUUCUCCAUGUAAACAAGCCCAGGCUGACCUGAUGGAAGAUGAGAGACCAUGUGGAAGAGAGCAGUGGGCCCCGGCUUACAGCCAGCCAACCACUAACCAUGUGAGAGAGUCCAGCUGCCAGUCCAGCAGAAACUAAUGACAGAAGCAUGAAUGAGCCCAGCUGAGAAGAGGAAAACUGCCACAAACUGACCUACAGACUCAUGAAGAAAUUACUACGUUCUUCUUGUUUAAGCCACUGAGAUUUGAGGUGGUUUGCUACAGAGUAUUAGCUGUGAUAAAUAUUUCAAACUUUGUACCCUAAGGAGAAUACCUAUCCUUUUCAAAUGUCUGUAACGAUUUGUAAAAUUCUACAAAUUUAGGAUCUCUAGUCAGAAUCUAUAUUGAUACUACAAUUGUAAUAUUGAUUUACAAAGGUUUCAGAUUCUCUCAAAAAAGAAUAUAGACCACUUUUUAAAAUUAUAUUGUCCUAAAACCAGAAA